GAGUAAAUCGAUUCCAGUGACACCAUUCCGUGAUACAUCUGAAGCACAAAUUCCAAGCGAUGAAACACUUCAACGAUUUGCAUCGUUUGUGUGCAAUAACAUCGAUCCGAACAAUGUGACAGCAUCACUUGGAGUAAUACUCAGCAAAGACUCAAUGUCCAAUGCACAAAUCGACGAGUCUCAAGCUAUUUUUACAAAUGGUAUGGCCACGAGUGAAGAUGAUAUGCGAAAUAACAUAAAGAUCAACGAGAUGGCCAAUGAAAUGGUGGCUAAUGCUCACCCAGAUCCAAUCAUUAUUAGUGAAUGUGACGAUAUGAACGCACUGCAUGCUCAAAAAGUGGAGGCGAUUAACAACGAUCUACCAAUCGAUACGAUGGUUGUUGAUUUGACAACUGAAAAUGACGAAGCAUCUCCAGAAAAAGCGAACAAACAAACCAAUCAGAAAGAUGUAAAACCAGUGACAACGAAUCAAUGGCGAAAGAGAAAAAUCGAAGGGCCAUCGACAUCGAAUGGCAAUUCAAAGAAGAAACGGAAGAUUGCACCACGUUCAACAUUGAAAACCAUUCCAAAAUCGACUUCAGAUUCACCGUCGAUUGAUAUGACAGGUGGGAAAGCAAAAAGUGUUAAGCAGUCAAAAGGCGUGGUUGCUCAAACAAGUCAACAGAUUGAAUCUAAUUCAAAUGGCACUGAAGAACAGAAUGGAUCGACGUCAAAUGGGAAAUCCAAAACAAAAUGUGAGUUUUGUAAUUAUGUGGCCACACGUCCAGCAGGUUUGAUAAUACACACACGCAUACACACUGGCGAGAAACCAUUUGAAUGCAAGAUUUGUGCGAAAGGAUUUACUCAAAAGGUUCAUCUGAACAGUCAUAUGAGAACACACGCAAAUCAAUUCCCAUUCCAAUGUUCGAUUUGUCGACAAGUAUUCACGGUGAAACGGGCAAAGGAGACUCACGAGAAAAGCUGUAAUCAACGACGAUAUGAAUGUUACUUAUGUAAAUAUGAUACAUUAAAGAAAUCAGACUUAGUCACGCAUAUGCGCAUUCAUACCGGCGAAUUGCCAUUUCAAUGCAAAAUAUGUAGGAGAAGAUUUACUCAACCGAGUAAUUUGAAAAGGCACAUGAGGAUCCAUGCAAAUCAAUUUCCGUUCCAUUGCUCGAUUUGUCGACAAGGAUUUGCAGUGAAAUGGGCAAAGGACAUACACGAGAAAAAUUGUAAUCAACGGCGAUUUGAAUGUUACUUGUGCAAAUAUGCUACAUUAAUUAAAUCACACUUGGUUGCACAUAUGCGUCUUCAUCACACCGGAGACAAACCAUUCCGUUGCUCUCAUUGCUCAGAACGAUUCAGUCGAAAAUCUAAUUUAAAUCGACAUCAAAAACGCCAUCAGAACAAAUCCAAGUGAUUUUUGUAACAAAACAAAACAGUUUUGCUCCAUUCUUAAAUGUAUAGAGAUAAUUUAGAUGUAAAUCUCGUGAAUAUAUCGAAAGAAGACAUGCAAUUCUUGCUAGAAUUUUUUUGAAUUGAAAAGUCAUUAUUUGUAUGAAGUACCGAAAAUAAGACCGAGAAUGUUAUAAUUGAUUGUAUUCUAACUGACGUGGAGUGUAUAAGAAAUUUUGAAGAA
Contarinia nasturtii (swede midge) is the source of this 1618-nucleotide messenger RNA. Its product is annotated as zinc finger protein 235-like. NCBI's taxonomy places the organism in Eukaryota, Metazoa, Arthropoda, Insecta, Diptera, Cecidomyiidae. The coding region runs from base 155 to 1399 and encodes 414 amino acids. The transcript has 2 exons. Gene Ontology annotation, biological process: regulation of transcription by RNA polymerase II. The record is from RefSeq and is a predicted model, not a curated record. Gene Ontology annotation, molecular function: DNA-binding transcription factor activity, RNA polymerase II-specific; RNA polymerase II cis-regulatory region sequence-specific DNA binding.